AUGGGUAGUUUGUCAUAUGUGCAACCAGAGAAAAAGGAGAUAGCCUGUGAUAUUCGUCAGCUAGCCAGCUUGGGAGUUCGGUUGAUAGAUUCAGGUGAUGGAGGAGUUACAGUUCAGGAUACAGCGACGUCAUCCUUAGUAGCUGAAAUAAAAGAACAUCAGUACGAGGAUCCUAUUUUGGUGCAUUAUCGAGAUACAGCUCCUCAGAAAGAAAAGAGACCCUUCGUGAUCAUAGGAGGUGGAAUACUUAGGUAUCGAGAUAGAUUAUGUGUUCCUAAUAUUGCAGAUCUUCCAAGACAAGGUAGAGCAUCAGAAGCCCGGAGGCUUAUUGCAGGCUAUAGAGAUUCCGAAAUGAAAAUAGGAGCUGAAGAUUAUGCGAAGCUGUACCUUAAAGAGAUUGCACGACUCCAUGGUAUUCCUACAGCCAUUAUCUCAAACAGAGGGGCACAGUUCACCGCUAACUUCUGGAGAUCUUUUCAGAAUGGGUUGGCGACUCAGCUGGUGCUUGCUCUGGGCUAUCCUCUAUGUGCUUCAAUCCAAGCGAUUGAGACUGGCUCCAAGUAUCACAUGAGGAAGCUAGUCACAUAUUGGACCAUCUUUUCCUUUAUUUCUCUGUUUGAGCACGUAUUUGAGAAGCUUAUUGAAUGGGUUCCUCUGUGGCCAUAUAUAAAAUUAAUAACCAUAUGUUGGUUGGUGAUAUCGCAGUUUAAUGGUGCAUGUUAUCUUUAUCAAAAUCUCAUUUGUCCAUGUUUUCCGGUUAAACUGCACGAUAGUAUCAGGCAGUUUAGUGAUUCUUGUUAUGUUUACCAAUGCCUUCUAUAUGUGUGCUUGUCUGUCAACCUCCAAACUGUCACUGACUGGUUUAACAAGCCAAUGGAGGAUCCAUCUCUCAAGAAUGAAACAUUUCUGGCUGUGGCAGAGAGGUAUCUUCAAGAAAAUGGAUCUGAUGCUCUCGAGAAACUUAUUGCAAAGAAGUCCAAGGAUUAUAUUUCGGAUCAUCAUGCAGAAGGGAUCAAGCCAACUUCGGAUUAUAUUUCGGAUGCUAGUGCUGAAGAACGAGCCCUUACCACCAACCAGACAGAACGUGAAGGGAGUGGUCUUGUUUGGGAAGAUAUCACAGUGAUGGAGGAUAUGGCAAAACAUGAAGCAGCUGAGCCCAAACAGGUUAAAAGUGUGAAGGAAAAUCCAAUUCAGAUUGAGAAGAAAACGACAGGAGUGCUGGUCAAGGAAAUGGUAAUUCCAGCAAAUACUGAAGAGAUUAGAAGAGAUUAAACUUCCAGAGAUUAUAUCUUUAAAGCAAGUUCAGACAGAGUGGACUUGUGCAGUAUGUCAAAUGACAGCCCCUCGGAGCAAAACCUGAAGUCCCAUCUUAACGGAAGGAAACAUAAAGCAAAGUGUGAAGGGCUGAAAACUUGCAUGCAAACGGCCAAAAGGGAAGGAAGCUCACCUGUUACAACAAAGUCAAAUCAGCUUAAUCAGGAGCAAGUAAAACAUGCAGCUGCAGCAGGAUUGAAGCACUGUGCUAAUGAAGCAGCUGAGCCCAAACAGAGAGAAUGUGAAGGGAGUGGUUCUGUUUGGGAAGAUAUCAAAGUGAUGGAGCAUAUGGCAAAACAUGAAGCAGCUGAGACCAAACAGGGAUAUCCAAUUCAGAUUGAGAAGAAAACGACAGGAGUGCAGAUCAAGGAAAUGGUAGUUCCAGCAGAUGCUGAAGAGAUUAAACUUCCAGAGAUUACUUCUUCAAAGCAAGU
Messenger RNA from Lycium ferocissimum, 1748 nucleotides. RefSeq lists its product as uncharacterized. The record is from RefSeq and is a predicted model, not a curated record. The transcript has 11 exons. Lineage: Eukaryota; Viridiplantae; Streptophyta; Magnoliopsida; Solanales; Solanaceae. The coding region runs from base 1 to 1272 and encodes 423 amino acids.